UAAAGAUAAAAUAAUAUUUUUUUAAAAUAAAAGAAAAAUAAAAUAAAAUAAAAUAAAUUUUUAUACCCUUUAAUCAAAAAAAAAAAUUUAUUAUAUCUGAUUUUUAUAAAAAUAAAUUAAUAAAUUCAAGUUUAGACAAAAAAAAAAAUAAAUUUAAAAUAUUUGUUCAGUUAAUAAAUUAAAAAUUUUUAAAAAUGUUUAGUUUUUUUAAAAAAAAGGAAUCAUCAAAUUCUCCAUCAACUCAAUCACAAUCAACAUCAAACAAUAAAGAUGGAGCAACUUUAAGUUCGAGUGGUGAAGGAAAAAUUAAAACUAAAUUAUCAAAGAAUGACUUAACAAAGAGUGAAAGUUCAAAUAGUAGUUUAGCAAAUAGUCCAAGAAGUGAUAGAAAUGAAUUAAAUAUUAGAGAUAUACCAUAUGAUUUGUUAGGUAAAAUUCUUGCAAUUAUCCAUGGAAACCGUAUUUUAACUAAAGAAUUUAUGGCAACCAGUUUAGUAUGUAAAAAAUGGAGAGCUCUAGCACGUCUUAAUGGAAACCAUAUAAAUUUAGAAUCAUUCUUUAAAAAAGUAGAAGCAACCAAAAUGAAAGUAGAAACCAUCGAAACCUGUGUAAACUAUUUCACCUAUGUAUAUCAAUCAUUGGAGGUUGUUGAUAUUGGUAAACUUUGUAUAAAUAAUAGAAUUCAUUCAAAAUAUUCAAUUUCUCUCAUGGAGUCAAUCGAUAAAAUAACAAGAAUGUCUUUGGAUCUCUCAAAGGUUACUAUUUCCGAAUAUGAAGUUAUUGUUUCAAGUUUGAAAUCAUUCAAAGCCAUUAAAGACUUCACCGUUUUAAACAUGUCUAGCCAAUAUACACCAGCCACCAUCUCACUAUUAGAGUCGCUACCAGAAUUAGAAACUUUAACUUUCACCGAAAUAAAUUUAGAAAAUAACCCCGAAGACCAUGAAACUUUUGUUCAAUUUGUUAAAAAGAAUACCACAAUUACAAAACUCACCAUAACAUUACAACCAGACAAUAGCAUUAGAUUUUUAAACAGUGUAAAAAUAAUCCUCCAAAAUAACAGAGCAUUAAAAUCAUUAUCAGUCACCCAAACCAUAAGAAGACCCUCAUUACCAUCAUCACCAUCAUCCUCCCAUGUACAUUUAUUAUCAAUUUCACCAACAUCAUCAUCAUCAUUAGCAAACAAUGCCAACUAUAACGGAGGUAGCAGCACAAGCAACAACAAUGGUUCAGUUUUAACAUCCUCCUACUCACUUUCAAAAUUCUCAUAUCCAUUUGACACCCUCAAAGAGCUUAACCUUUCAAAUAUGUCAUUAAACGACUCCGAUAUCAUCGAAUUAGCAGAAAAUGUAAUUUCAGUUAACAGCUCUUUAGUCUCUUUAGAUAUCAGCUACAAUAGAAAAAUUUCUUCCUCUGCUUUAGAUACACUUUUCAGAACCAUGAUCAAAAAUGAUGAAAUGAAAUUAGAGUCGAUGAAUGUCAGUGGCUUGGCAAUCAAUGAUGGUGUUAUAAGUUUAAUUGGUGACUAUAUUGGUAAAACUGAUACCAUGAGCCGUUUAUUCAUUAGCGAUUGUGAACCUUAUUGGUCUGAUGGUUUUAAAAACUUUUCAAAUAAACUUUCAAAUCAUCCAGGUAUGACAACUCUUCACUUAAAUAGAAAUCAUAUUGAAACCAAAUGUUUUGAUGAUCUUGCAAACUCCAUUUCAAACAACAAUUCAAAACUCAGAUUUUUAGAGUUAUCAGGUACACUUAACAAUGCUCAAAGUUUACAUUUAAUUUGCAGCUCUUUAGGUAGUAACAGCAACUUGGUUUCAUUAGAUAUUUCAAAUUGUGUUGUAUCUUACUGUCCCUCUUUAACCGACUCACUUAUAAAGAAUCGUCACCUCACCAAAUUAAAUGUAAACAAUUGUAAAUUAAAUCAGACCACUCUUUUAGGUUUUGCAAAUUCCCAUUUAGAAGUUUUAGAUAUUGGAUCCAAUAGCUUUAAUGCUGUUGAUGCAUUAGAAGAAUUCUUUGAUUGUCUUAAAGGAAACAAUACAAUCUACUCUUUAAAUCUUUCAAAUACUGGUAUUAAAUCAAAAGAAUGCCAAGCCCUUUCAAGUCUCUUAGAAUCAAAUCCAAAAAUUCUUCAAGUAGAUUUAUCACAUAAUAAAAUUAAAUCCUCAGAUAUUCAAUGUAUAGUAAAAUCAAUCCAAUCAAAAAAUUUACCAAAUACCUUUAAGUUCAAUAUAAAACUAAAAGACACCAAAAUUGAUUUAAACAAAAUUUCAAAUGAUUUAUCAAAUAAUCAAAUUUUAAUUGAUUAAUAAAAAAUAUAAAAAAAAAAUAAAUAAAAUAAUUAUAUAUUAUAAUGUUGUAAAUUUAUAAAAAUAAA
Molecule: messenger RNA, 2371 nt
Organism: Dictyostelium purpureum
Lineage: Eukaryota; Evosea; Eumycetozoa; Dictyosteliales; Dictyosteliaceae
Exons: 3
Coding region: 195-2303 (702 amino acids)
Molecular function (GO): protein binding
Source: RefSeq, a predicted model, not a curated record